AUGGGGGGCGCGCACCACAGCGCGGUAAGAGGACUAGGUUACUGGAUACAGCGGCAGUCCAUCCAAAACCAGCUCUAUGCGCAGCUGUCUCUUCGCAGCGCGUUUCAGGCCUACGCUGAACUCCCCAAAUACGUUUUCUUCCAGGCUUCCAUUGCCGACGCUACUGGGGUUCCCGCACCUCAGUUGGCUCUGCAGGUUCCCGCGCCUCAGCUGGCUCUGCAGGUUCUUGGUUCUCGGGACUGUCCCUUUGGUCGGCGGCUGGAGCUGCGCAUCAGGGACAGGCUUGUUGAUAUGCCACGCCUGUCAGCUGGAUGGAACAUCCUGGCAAAGGAGAAAUGCUCACUAACAGGGAUGCUUUACUUACUGUGCUUACAACUCACUCACUCUCUCUCUCUGGCAGUGUGUCUGGGUGCUCAUGGGAGAUAUGCUCAGAAGUUGUUGACUGAUUUGUUUGCUAACUACACCAACGCUCUGAGACCGGUAGAGGACACAGACCACAUCAUCAACGUCACAUUGCAGAUCACCCUCUCACAGAUCAUUGACAUGGAUGAGCGGAACCAGAUCCUGACCACGUACCUGUGGAUCCGGAUGGUGUGGACGGACGCCUACCUCACUUGGAAGAAGGAGGACUACGAUGGUCUCGAUACCAUCCGCAUACCUAGUAGUUAUGUAUGGAGGCCUGAUAUUGUCCUAUAUAACAAUGCUGAUGACCAGUUCUCCAGCUCUAUGGAGACCAACGUGGUGAUCCGUAACGACGGACAGAUCAUGUGGGACCAGCCGGCCAUCAGUAAGAGCUCGUGCUCCGUGGAUGUGUCCUUCUUCCCAUUUGAUGCCCAGCAGUGUCGCCUAACCUUCGGCUCCUGGACACACAACGGCAACCAGAUGGACCUGGUCAAUGCCCUAGACAGCGCUGACCUGGCUGACUUUGUGGCCAACGUAGAGUGGGAGGUUCUGGGUAUGCCAGCCAAGAAGAACGUGAUCCUGUAUGGCUGCUGCUCAGACCCCUACCCAGACAUCACCUACACCCUGCACCUGAAACGCAGGGCCUCCUUCUACAUCUUCAACCUACUCAUCCCCUGCAUGAUGAUCUCCUUCCUGGCCCCAUUGGGCUUCUACCUGCCGGCUGACUCUGGGGAGAAAGUGUCCCUGGGGGUCACUGUGCUGCUGGCCCUGACCGUGUUCCAGCUGCUGGUGGCAGAGAGCAUGCCACCCUCGGAGAACGUACCACUCAUAGGGAAGUACUACAUUGCUACCAUGACGAUGAUCACCGCAUCGACCGCCCUGACUAUCUUCAUCAUGAAUAUCCAUCACUGUGGUCCGGAGGCGCGUCCCGUCCCUGAGUGGGCCCGCCGCUUCAUCCUGCACUACCUGGCACGGAUCUGCUUCGUCUUCGAGGUGGGAGAGAACUGCUUCACUGGCACCCCCAAGAAACAGGCCCCGCCUGAGCCCCCACCCGACCACAAUACCAACCCCCAAACUGGAGGUACUAACUGGGAUGUGAACGGGCAGGCCUGGGGGGGCAUGGAAGGGAGGGGUGAAGAGGAAGUGGGAGGGGUGGGCGUAAAGACUCCAGAAGAGAAAGAGGAGGGGAAUAGACUGGAUGUGAAGAAAGGGUCAUACCAAAUGUUUGAGCCCAGUAGGUGGAAAGACGACCUGUUUGUAAGUAUAGAUGCAGAAGAGGAGGAAGAGGGAGCAGCAGGAAGAGAGAAGGGAGAAGGAGGAGAGGCAGAAAUAGAGAAGCGUUUCAGAGGAAAAAUUGGGUGCAUGGGAGGGGCAGAGGAAAAAAGAGGCAAAGGUGGAGGAGGAGGAGGAGGAGAUAGAGGAGGUGCAAGAGGAGGAGGAGAGAGAGGCUGCGUGGAAGGAGGAGGUGAAAGAAGGAAAGGAUCAUUAGGAGGUGCAGAGGAUAGGGGUAGGAGGGAGGUGGUGGUGAGCGUCCAGUGUGUGUGUCAGCACCAGGCGCUCCGCAGGAACAUAGAGUACAUCGCCAGCUGCUAUCAUGACCAGCGUUCCACUCAGAGACGUACGGGUGAGUGGAGGAAGGUGGCCAAGGUCAUGGACCGACUCUUCAUGUGGCUCUUCUUUAUCAUGGUCUUCCUCAUGAGCCUCCUCAUUAUGGGCAAGGCCGUCUGAGCACGUGCAGAGAGCAGAGGGAGAAGACUCCAGGUACAAGUGACCCUCAGGCACAGAUCUAAGAUCAGAUCCUACCCUUCCCAAAUACUGACCUUAACCAUUAAGGAGGAUCCCAAACUGACCUUAGAUCAGUGUCUAAUGGUAACUUUAUCCUACUCCGAGGGGCAGUAGGCCAACUAAACCAUUCAGUUUUUACCACAGGAGAUACUGUGUGUGGGAUUUUGUAUGUACUGUAUACUAGCUGUUAAU
Messenger RNA from Oncorhynchus masou masou (cherry salmon), 2379 nucleotides. RefSeq names its product neuronal acetylcholine receptor subunit alpha-10-like. The coding region runs from base 1 to 2130 and encodes 709 amino acids. Gene Ontology annotation, biological process: monoatomic ion transmembrane transport; signal transduction; nervous system process. NCBI's taxonomy places the organism in Eukaryota, Metazoa, Chordata, Actinopteri, Salmoniformes, Salmonidae. Gene Ontology annotation, cellular component: neuron projection; synapse; plasma membrane. The record is from RefSeq and is a predicted model, not a curated record. Gene Ontology annotation, molecular function: acetylcholine-gated monoatomic cation-selective channel activity; transmembrane signaling receptor activity. The transcript is spliced from 9 exons.